AUGGGGCGAGCGGAGUGCGGGGCCAUGGCCGAGACAGACCCCGGCGAGCGGCGGGCGGCGGGCACCGAGCGGGGCACCGAGCCAUGCACCAAACCGGGCACCGAGCCAUGCACCAAACCGGGCACCGAGCGGGACACUGAGCCAUGCACCAAACCGGGCACCAAACCGGGCACCGAGCGGGGCACUGAGCCAUGCACCAAACCGGGCACCGAGCGGGGCACCGAGCCAUGCACCAAACCGGGCACCAGACCGGGCACCGAGCGGGACACUGAGCCGGGGACCGAGCCGGGGACCAAACCGGGCACCGAGCGGGACACUGCGGAGGGGCCACAGAAGCCUCCCUACUCGUACGUGGCGCUGAUCACCAUGGCCAUCCGAGCCAGCCCCGAGCAGCGGCUGCCCCUGAGCGGUAUCUACGCCUACAUCGCGGAGCGCUUCCCCUUCUACCGCGGCCCCGGCCGCCGCUGGCAGAACAGCAUCCGCCACAACCUCAGCCUCAAUCCCUGCUUCCUACGGCUGCCCCGGGGCCGCGGCCGCGGCGGUGACUGGGCGCUGGACCCGGCUUUCCAGGACAUGUUCCCGGGGGGGAAUUACUGCCGCCGCCGCCGCCGCCGCCGCGACUGCUCCGGCCCGUCCGCAUCGCCCCCGCCGCCCCCCGGGAUCCCCGCGGGCCCCGCCGCCCCCCGGGCCCCGCCGCCCCCCGGGAUCCCCCCGGGCCCCGCCGCCCCCCGGGCCCCGCCGCCCCCCGGGAUCUGCCCGUGCCCCGCCGCUCUGUGGCUCCCGCCGCCCUGCGCCGUGCCCCCGCUGCCCUCCGGCUGCCCUCCGGGGCCCUGGGCAGCGCUGCCGGGCCCCGCCCGGGCCCCCGGGGCCGCCGCUGCCGCUCCCCGCCUGGGCGCUGCGCCCCGACGAGCUGGACACGGGGAGCUGCCGGCUGCCGCCAGGCUGUGCCCCACCUCCAGAUGA
Molecule: messenger RNA, 963 nt
Organism: Parus major (Great Tit)
Lineage: Eukaryota; Metazoa; Chordata; Aves; Passeriformes; Paridae
Product: forkhead box protein E3-like
Exons: 1
Coding region: 1-963 (320 amino acids)
Biological process (GO): anatomical structure morphogenesis; regulation of transcription by RNA polymerase II; cell differentiation
Molecular function (GO): RNA polymerase II cis-regulatory region sequence-specific DNA binding; DNA-binding transcription factor activity, RNA polymerase II-specific
Source: RefSeq, a predicted model, not a curated record